This is a messenger RNA of Thlaspi arvense, 918 nucleotides long. The record is from the annotation of a GenBank genome assembly. NCBI's taxonomy places the organism in Eukaryota, Viridiplantae, Streptophyta, Magnoliopsida, Brassicales, Brassicaceae.
AUGGCGUUUCCAUCGAUGAAAAGAGGAGAGAAACUAAUCUCAUCAUUCAUGGAGAUCGCUGUCGGUCAAACCGCGCAAACCGCAAUACGAUUCCUUACGGCAGCAUCCUGGAACCUUGAAGAAGCCAUUAACAUCUUUCUCAUCCAUAAUCAACCUCCGAAGAAUCAAGAAGAAGAAGAACCUUCGAUUAGGGAUACUCUCUAUGAUCCUUCUUCCACGAAUCCAACUCAGGUCGAAGUAUGUCCUGAGGAGAUCUGGGAUUCGGAAUCAGAGGGAUCAGAUUUUAGAUUGUCUUCUUUGUUCCGUCCUCCUCGGAAGCUUCUUUUUAAAGGUUCGUUUGAAGACGCGAAAGCAACUUCUUAUAGAAAGGAUCUGUGGUUGCUUGUGAAUCUCCAAUCCAAGAUCAAGUUUGCUUCUCAUGCACUUAACCGAGAUUUAUGGUCAAACGAGUCGGUUUCUCAAGCCAUCGAGUCUAGCUUCAUCUUAUUGCAAGUCUACGAUGACACAACCGAAGGAAAGCAAGUCUCUACUUUUUACAAGAUCGAAUCUGCUCCUCCUGUGGUGCUCCUCAUCGACCCACUCAAUGGCCAGGAGAUGCGUUCAUGGAGCGGUGAGAUUGAUUCCCAGAGCUUUGUCGAGGAUUUGAUAAAGUACAUCGAUUCUGGUCCUCACGAACACAUUCCUUCUCCGACAAGCAACAAACGCAUAAAGACAGACCAGGUUAGCCACACUACGGAUGAUCAAGACAUGUCAGAUACUUGGAAAGACGUAAUCAAAGAGUCUUCAGACCACACUGAUCACAUCGUGGCACCUUCUUCGGAUGACGGAUUUAAAGGGUUACCAGAACAUGAGGAGACUUGUUCGUCAAGCAACCACAGUGAUCACAUCGUGGCUCCUUCUGUGCGUGGAAAAUUUUAA